AUAUUUGACAAUUUCAAGAUGUCGGAAUGCUAAGGUUUCGUGCAUAUAAUUGUUAAUUAUUUGCCUAUUUUUGAAGUGUAAGUUUCCCCAAGAAGUUUUUAACUUUUCAUUGUUGUUUUUGUGCUAAACGAGUUUAAAUAAGUGCUUCAAACGACAUGUAUUAAGCGAUAUUACAAUGGCACAAGAAGAGAUUAUUUUAAGUACUAUAAAUAAAUGUUUGGAAAUUAAAGAUAUUAUUUCUGAAGCUUCAAACAUUAAAAAAUCUUUGAAAUUGAAAGAUGCUGAGGUUAUAAAAGAAAUAACAGAAAAAACUAAAACUAUUGUAGAUAAGUUAUAUAAACAUGUUGGUGAUAUUAGAAAUAAAUUUUACAAAGAGUGUAAAUUGCUAGAUAACACAAGACAUACAAUUGAAGAAAAUGAAGAAAAUGAUGUGGAGCAAAUGUCAAAAGAUACUACACUACAAUUGGACAAUACAUGUAUAACUGAUAGUUUUGUUGAAUAUAUCGAUUCUCAAAUACCCAAGCCUAAUGAAAAGGAAAUAGAUUCACAUGCUGAAAAAGAAAAUGCAUUUGAAUUUGAAAAAUCCAAGGAGAAGGAAGAAGUUGCAGAAAAGACCAGCCAACAAAAUAAAGAAGAGACAAAAGAUGAUGUUAAACCAAGAAUUAAAGUAGUUGACUUUAGUAAAUUAUGUGCCCCGGGGCCUGAAAAUGCUUUAGAUUUUUCUUCUCUCAAGCAAAAGAAAAGUGUCUCUUUCGAUUCUUCAAUAAUUAUUUUAACCGAUUCUGAAGAAGAUUCUCCAAGAAAAUUAAAAAGAAAAACUAAUUCUGAGACAACAACUAAAAGUUGCAUGAAAAAAACUAAAGCAGCCAAUUAUAAUGGCACUGAUAAAACAGAUGAAAGUGGCAGCAGAAAUAAUCUUGUUGAAAAAGAAAGUAUAUGCCCUUUAGAUUCAAGUGAUUCAGAUGGAAAACUUGGGAAUUCUAAUACGACUAAGGACAAAAAAUGCAGUGAUUCUUCAGAUUCAGAGGAAAAACAUAUAAAGAGAAGAAAGUCUAGGAGAAAUAAAGUUGGAGAUACCAGUGAUAAAGAAACAGACAAAAGGCACAAGAGAAUGAGAAGUAAAAAUAAGUUGUCAUUAAGAAAAAAAUAUGAUAGUGAUUCCUGUUCAGAUGAUGAAAAAUAUUCUAUAAAUGAUUCAGAUUCAGAUAAUGAAGAUCCAAAAAGUAUUGACAAAGAGAAGGUAAAUUCAAAUUAUCAUAAAUCCAAAGAAAAUGUGAAAGAAAAAAUAAAAUCAGAUUCUAAAAAAGAUACUGAAAAAACAAGCAACAAUAAAGAUGAACAAAUGGAAGACAAAACAAAUAGUUCAUCAGAUUCAGAAACAACUAGCUCCAAAUGGCAGAAAAAACUUAACCUAGAUGCUGCAGAUGGCAGCAUUAAACUAAAGUUAAAGAAAAACCCUGAAAUAUUUCUUAACGCCAAACUCUCUGAUACUUCUGAUGAAAAUAUAGAAGAUGAGGCAAGUAAAAAACCUUUUAAAAAAUACAAAAGUGGACCAAAAUCAAGAAGGCACAAAAUGAAGACUCAUCCAAAUUGUGAAUUGUGUGUCGCACUGCCUUUAAUUCAAUGUGAAAAUUUAAAAGAAACCUAUUUAAAUAAUAAGGAAAUUUUGGAUAUAAAAAGAUUAACAAAUAUGGAAUCUCUAAAGUUAAAGAGAUCAAGAGUGAAGACGGCCUGCUCUUCGAAGUCGUCGGAUACAGAAAAGCCCAAGUCCAAGAAGCAGAAAGAAAUGGUGGAUCCAGAACAGAUGUCCGAAACUAAUGUGGACGCCGGCGCAGACGAUUUAUUGCAAGAGAUUGCAUGCACUGAUGCACCUGAACCUGAACCAGUCACUUCAGAAGUUCUCGACAUUAAAGAUCUAAGUGAUGCUGAAGGUCAAAAGGCUAGCAGUGAUGAAAAUGAAGAAACACACAAUAAGAAAACUGCUAAACAACUAAAAGAACAAAAAUUAACUGAUGAAGGCAACUGUAACCAAAUUGAGACUGUGGAUGAAAGUGAAAAAACUGAUGCCUCUGAAGAUGAAGAGGAAAUAGGAAACAAAAAGAAUAAUAAAGAAAAGGAAAAAUGGAAAAAUGAUAAACUUUUGACCGCUAAACUGGAUAGUACUGAUUCUGAAGAGGAAUUUGAAAAGUUUAAGAAAAAGAAAAAUAAAGAAAACGAUGAUUCUGGAAGCAACUCUGAUGAUAAGAAAAAGGACAAGAAAGGAAAGAGUAAAAAAACAAGGAAACGCGUAAAAAUUGUAAUUGACUCUGAUGAUUCAAAUGAUGCUAAAAGUAGCGGAGAGGAAUUUCAAAGAGACAGUGAAAAGUCCAGCUCAGAGGAUGAAAAAGUUAGUGAACCUGAGGAGGAAGGCCAAGAAAAAUCAAAGAGAAAAAGAAUAAAACCUGAGGAUAGUACCAGUGAUGAGGAUGAUAAGGCCACCAGAAAGCAAAUAAGAAGGGUUAUGGGCAAAGAUUCUCUAUCAGACACCACCAAAAAGGCGGAAGCUGACGAAAGGGAGCGAAAGGCUCGCAUAGCCGAAAAACAAAAAAAAUAUAAUCUAGUAUUUGAAUCGAAAGACUUAGACGCAACAGUGGACAAAUUGAUUUUGGACUUCAAUGAAGAAUCCAAUGAGGAACUGCUUCGCGUUGAUGACCAUUUGGUAAAAAAACUAAAACCCCAUCAGGCUAGUGGCAUAAAGUUUAUGUGGGAGGCUUGUUAUGAAUCCGUAGAGCGUGCGCAGAAAACCAAAGGUUCCGGUUGUAUUUUGGCCCAUUGCAUGGGUUUGGGAAAAACACUUCAGGUAAUUACAUUGGCUCACACAUUGCUGAUAAAUAGUGACACCACAAAGGUAGAACGCGUGAUGGUCGUGUGUCCUGUAAACACCGUGCUUAACUGGAAAAACGAAUUUAAAAAAUGGCUUCCGAAGGAGGACGAAUUUGACGUGUACGAGCUGGUUUCGUGCAAGCAAAACUAUGAGCGUCAGUACCAAGUGACGGAUUGGUACCGAAACGGCGGCGUUCUUAUCAUUGGCUACAACAUGUUCAGGACACUCAGUAAUCCGGACAAUAAAAGGAUCAGUAGGAAGAUGAGAACUGCCUUUCAAGAGGGAUUAGUUGAUCCAGGUCCGGACCUUGUGGUUUGUGAUGAAGGUCAUCUUUUGAAAAACGAAAAAACCAACCUUAGCAUAUCCAUGAACCGCAUUAAAAGCCUUCGUCGCAUAGUUUUGACCGGUACGCCUUUGCAAAACAACCUCAAAGAGUACUGGUGCAUGGUUCAAUUCGUAAAGCCAAACUUAUUGGGAACGUACAAAGAGUACCUUAACAGAUUCGUCAAUCCGAUCACCAACGGCCAAUACACCGAUUCAACGCAGCACGAUAUUCAAAUCAUGCGAAAGAGGGCGCACGUGCUGCAUAAAAUGCUCGACGGUAUUGUGCAGCGUAGAGACUAUGCCGUGCUGGAACCCUAUUUGCCGCCUAAGCAUGAGUAUGUUCUUUUCGUCAGUUUGACGGACGUGCAGGUCAAGAUCUAUGAGCAUUACAUUAACAAUUUUGCGCGACAAAACGACGGCAGCAACAGGACAUCCUUUUUGUUUACUGAUUUCCAGCAGCUGCAGAGAAUUUGCACUCAUCCCAGAGUGUUGCUUGAUAAGAGUAUUGAGGAUAAAGAGAAGAAGGAAAAGCUUGACGAGGAUGAGGAUUCGGAAGGUUCCCUAAAAGACUUUAUCGACGACGGCAACGGUUCGGAAAGCGAGGCGGCGUCAACCAGUGACGGUUCCAAAUCCGGUUCCGAAGCGGAACCUGUGGUGCGCAAACGUACAACAAGAGCGACACGCGCGCGGCGCCGUGAGAAUGGUGACAGCGAUAGCGACAUCGAGAUGUUGCCGGUGGAAGCCAAAAAGGAGUGGUGGCAGGAGUUCUGCGACGGUGAACAGCUUAACAACGUCAAUAACAGCGGAAAAAUGUUCUUGCUCUUCGAGAUUCUUAAGGAAUGUGAAGCCAUUGGUGACAAAAUUUUAAUAUUUUCCCAAUCCUUGUAUACGUUAAACUGCAUUGAAUAUUUUCUAAAUCGAAUCGACGAGGCAACGCAAGCAGGAAACACAGAAUCUGUGGGUGGGCACACAGGUUCCUGGUCGAUUGGACUGGACUACUUCCGAUUGGACGGAUCGUCGAGUUGCGAAAACCGCGCCACCUGGUGCAACAUGUUCAACAGCCCAAAAAAUACCAGGGCAAGGUUGUUUUUGAUCUCAACUAAAGCUGGGGGUCUUGGUAUUAAUCUAACGGCAGCCAAUAGGGUUAUUAUAUUUGAUGUGUCCUGGAAUCCUUCACAUGAUAUUCAAAGUAUUUACAGAGUAUAUCGUUUUGGACAGACCAAGCCAUCAUAUGUAUACAGAUUUGUGGCUUAUGGCACAAUGGAAAUGAAAAUAUAUGAAAGACAAGUUACAAAACAAGCCAUAUCCAAAAGAGUAAUUGACGAACAACAAAUCGACCGCCACUACAACCAAAAUGACUUGCAAGAACUAUACAAAUGUGAUCUAAAACCGAUAGAAAGACCAACGCCUCUGGUACCCAAAGACGUCCUGUUGGGCGAGAUGUUGCACACAUAUGCCUCGCACAUCUACAAAUACCACGAGCAUCAGUCCUUGCUGGAAAACAAGGAGGAGGAGGGUCUCAAUGAGGAGGAAAGAAAAGCAGCAUGGGAGGAGUUCGAAAAUGAGAAGGUCAACAGAUACGCCAAUCACAAUACAGGAUCCAAUAACAUUUCAACGCAAUCGAUAGCGUUAGCUUUAACAAACAUAGUUAAACGGGACAAUCCCGACUGGACGGAUGUACAAAUAAAGGGAGUAAUUCCCGCUCUUGUGCAGCAAUUGCAAGUGCAAUUGCAGGCUGGUGAUGUGUCUAUGUACCAAAGGGUGCAACAUGAAAUACGACUGAUGCAGGCUCAACAGGCGCAAAAACUACGUGAACAGUAUUACCAGCAGCAAAUGAUGAGAAUGCUUCAAGCCCAGCAACAGCAGCAAGGUUUAAUGGGCAACAUGAACAUUAAUUCUCAGCAACUCUUCAAUUUGUUGUCACAAGGGUCAAACAAUACAUCAUCAAAUGAUGUAAUAGAACUAAACUGAUUUAUUUAUUAACCUUAUAUCGUAACUGUAUUUAGAAUGUUUUUUAUUUCUUAUGUCUGCAAUAGGUAUGUAAAUAAACAUCAUUCAGAUUUUAUUAACUAUUUUUUUAUUUGUUUAAAGUGUUAGUUUAGUACAUUUGUUCUGUGAUUUGUUUUCACAAUUAGUUCUUAACUAUUCAAAACUUGUAUUUUGUAAAUACAUUUGUAUUUUAAAAAAGGUAAAUAAAUUUAAAAAUGUCUUUCUUCUAAGUGUUGUUUUAUUUCAGUGGUCCAUGUCAUACAAUAU
Messenger RNA from Brassicogethes aeneus, 5443 nucleotides. The record is from the annotation of a GenBank genome assembly. Lineage: Eukaryota; Metazoa; Arthropoda; Insecta; Coleoptera; Nitidulidae.